AUGACGCAGCAGGUCACCGAGGCCUUCGACUGGGGUUUCCAGCGCGACUCGAAGGCACAGCUUGCCUAUGAGGCCCCCAAGAAGGUUCUGCCGACCCUCGGGCAGCACGGGGACAACCCUUCGGAGGGGCUUCGCCGGCGAGGCAACACAGUAGCGAUGCCCGAGGACACGCCGACGCCCGUCGAGAAGCCCAAGCGGACCAAGGGCGAGAGGGCGCUCUGCAUGUGCGGCUAUGCGGGCAUGGUCUUUCUCGCGGCAUUCUUCGUCUGCGCCGGCCUCGGCGCAUUUGCGAUCGCACGAUUUUACAUCUACAGCCACAGCGGUCUGAUGCUCAGCUUGGGGCACUACUUUGAACCGUACUCGCACCUCCCGCCGCUACAUGGAGUCGAUGUUGCAGUCAACUACCACAGGGUGCGGGCGGAUCGAGCCGCCAAUGCGAAGAACGAGGUGCUGCUUGCGGGCGAGCGCGCGCGUGCGACCAUCGCCGAGCAGGGCAAAGAGGCUGGCGGGUCGGUCGCCGUCGCAAAGGCGGCGCGGAGCUGCAGCGGCCACCGCUUCCUCGUGCUGCUCGCCGUGCUGUCCGUCUCGAUCCACCUAACCCUGUACCUCUUCGCGUCGCGGCUGGGCGAGGUGCUCGCUGCGGGCAAGCAGGCCGCGGCGACGCAGCGGCUGGUGGACCCGAGCGACAGCCGCGGCUCGGGUGGGGUGUUGCCGCUGCGGCCGCCGCCGGGUGCUGGCUCGUCCGUCGGCGGGUGCGAGGAGAGGAAGGGCCUUUCGGUGCUGCUGAUCCACGAGCACCACCUCAAGGCGAUCGGCUCCGACCUGCGGCUGCUCGGCCUCCUCCUCCAGCUGCGCGAGCAGGGCCACCGCACCUCGCUGCUCUUCCGCGGCAGGACGCCGCGCGAGGAGCGGUCGCCGCCGACGAGCGAGCUGUACCGGAUCAUCGGGGCGGAGGACCUCGGCGACCCGCUCGCGCUCGGCGGGCAGGCCACCCCACGCACGCCGCCUUCCAUCUACGAGAUGCAGGACCUGCACGGCCUCGUGGCGCUCGCAAAGCAGGGCUGGUUCGACGCAGUGCUCUGCACGUUUUGGUUCUGGCGCGACCCGGCGCCUUCGGCGGCGGAGCUGCUGCUGCCGACGCUGCUCACGCACGCGCCGGCCGGGAGGAGGCCUUUCGUCGCCGUCCUCUCCGACGACGCCCACUCGGCCAAGGCUGCGAUGAUGGCGGGCUGGGAGCACGUCGAGGAGCGAAAGGCGCUCUGGAGGGGCAAGAUGCACUCGCUGCCGCCGCGGCAGCACGCAGUCUACUCGCUCGCCGACGCGGCGGCCUUCAACGGGACCGCCCGCUACUGGCGCGUGGUGCGCAUGUCUCUCCGCUCCUUCACGCGCGAGGGCGGCGCCGACGACGGGCUCGAGUCGAUCGACGACGCAGCAACCCGCCCGGCCACCACGUGUGGGGGCGGAGGGGGCGGAGGGGGAGGGGGCGGAGGGGGCGGGGGCGGAGGGGGCGGGGGCGCGGGCUGGUCGGCGGGCGGCGUGCCUUGUGUUGGGUUCGUGGGCAACGGCGUGACGCCGACCAACCACCUUGCGAUCGAGUGGUUCCUCGACCAGGCGCGGGGCUGCCGAGUCUGGCCCGGCUUGCGCGCCAAGGUGCUGCUCGAUAAGGACCUGCUGUCGCUGAUUCUCGGCAAACUGGAGGUGACCGACCUUGCCGCGGCGAAGGUCUGCACGUCGUGGCGCGCGUGGUGGUGGGCCACAAAGUCGCGGCGGACGCCGUGCUUGCGCCUUGGGCCAAUGCCGGAACCGACAGGCGAUUCCGUCUUCGCGCGGCCGUCAUCAAGGGGGGGCCUGCUCGAGGUAGGAGUGAUCCACUCCAUGACGGCAUCGCCUGGCGGCGAGCGGCUGUACCUCACCGCGUCGCCGCCUGAUGUUGACGAACAACGUCUGCUGGUGCUCGACCAAAGCUUCUCGGUGGUUCAGACGCUCAGCUAUACGGCCCGCGGUAUCCUCGCCGCGCAGCACUGUCUGUACGCUUGGUUCGAGGAGCGACUGUUUUGCCUCAAGCUGAGAGACGACGGCUUGCUCAGUCCUUCCCUGAUGAUGAGGAAUUACAGCGAAGGGGGGUAUGGACCCGUGCUCUCCAUCGACCCCGACACACUUGCCGAGCGGUUCCGAUUUGACGCCAAGAAGCACUUCUUUGAUCAAGACCAGUUCAGCCAUUCGGGUUCUUUGACAGUGGUGGGGACAGAGCUCUAUUUCCUCGACCGCGUGUCGUUCCCGUGGCACUGGGACGACCGGCUCGGGGAAGAUUACAGUUGCUUCCACGUCUUCUCGCUGACGGGCGAGUACUUGCGGAAGAUGCGGUUGGGCGGAGUGGAGAGCCCAGAGGCAUGCCUGUUUCUUCACGGCCGGCUGUACGUGAGAGACUCUGGCUCUGCGAGCUUCGACACGCCCCCUCGGGUCAAUCAAAAGAUCUUUGUCUUCGCCCCCGAUGGCACCACGCUGCAAUGCUACGAGCACGGACAGGUCGUUGGCGGUGAAAUGUGCUCGUUCGGAAACGGGCUUUUGGUCACGGAGUGUGAGAGUGGGGUUAGGUCCACUGGGGGAGGGGUCUAUGCCGGUAUGGUCCCGACCCACUUUGGGUUCCUGUCCGGGCUGUGA
Molecule: messenger RNA, 2661 nt
Organism: Emiliania huxleyi CCMP1516
Lineage: Eukaryota; Haptophyta; Isochrysidales; Noelaerhabdaceae
Exons: 10
Coding region: 1-2661 (886 amino acids)
Source: RefSeq, a predicted model, not a curated record